Messenger RNA from Seminavis robusta, 1107 nucleotides. The record is from the annotation of a GenBank genome assembly. NCBI's taxonomy places the organism in Eukaryota, Bacillariophyta, Bacillariophyceae, Naviculales, Naviculaceae.
CCCAAAGAGAGAUCCGGCAAGGGCACAAACACAGUGACAUCAGGUCCCAUCGCAGCAACCACCACAGCCACGGCAGUCCUCGAGCCAAGCGUCGACACGACAACAGCGCUAUCCGACGACAAGGAACUCGCAAAUCUUGGUUUAACAGACUUGAUCUUUAGUUUGGCUGAGUUGAGAGGCCCAUUCGCCCCCUUUCAAAGUGCAGAUAUCACGUUCCUUGCGUCCCUAGUGUUUGGUUCUUUUGGAUUUGGGGCGACCGAAUUAUUCCGACGAUCCUUUACAGAGAUCUUCUAUAACGAUGCUGGUGGUGGUAGUGGAGGAGGUUCUGAGGUUGUGCUCUUGCUAGCAGCAGGCUUGGCAACGGUUGUCACGAGUGCUGCAGCUACACCCUUUGAAGUGCUGAGGGUCAAGAGUAUGAUAAGGCUGGAUUCCGUUGGCUGGACAGAAGUACUUCAAACGUUCCUGAGGGAAAACGAAAAGCAAGCAGCAAAAACGGCAGCAAAAAGAGUUCAACGCAAUGAAGGAGGCGAUAGCUCUGGCUUGGAAGACAUCAAUCCAAAAGAUCUGCUCCCUCUAUGGUCCGGGUUUGCACCGACACUCUCGCGAGAACUUCCUUUUGCCAUUGCCAAGUUCCUUGCUUUUGAUGUUUUGGCUCGCUUAAUAACAGAUGUAAUCAACUCUCAGACGCAGGAAGGAGCUCUUCCAGUUCAAGUGGGUGUUGGUCCAGCUGGUUUGGCUGUGUCAGCCAUUGCUGGAGCUGUAGCGGGAGUGGCGGGGGCCAUCGUGAGCCACCCCGCAGAUUUAAUAUUGACCUACACAUCUGCGUCCAAGGCGCAGGAUGAUGACGAUGAAUCAGGAGCUGAAGCACUUAACACCUCAACACCUGCGUGGGUCUCCGUGGUGCGCGAUCUGCUUUCACGAGACGGAGGCAUUGCAAAUCUGUUCUUGGGACUACCGGCUAGAGCCACUUUCUUCUUCUUGGUGAUUGGUCUCCAAUUUUUUCUUUACGACUACGUCAAGAACCUCUUCCAGGUGGGGACUGAUGAUCUGAGCCUUGUCUUGGAUGUCUUCUACGCAGUUCGCGCCGGUUUGCUUGACAUGGAUUAA